Sparassis crispa is the source of this 648-nucleotide messenger RNA. RefSeq lists its product as hypothetical. The record is from RefSeq and is a predicted model, not a curated record. The coding region runs from base 1 to 648 and encodes 215 amino acids. The transcript has 2 exons. NCBI's taxonomy places the organism in Eukaryota, Fungi, Basidiomycota, Agaricomycetes, Polyporales, Sparassidaceae.
AUGAACCAACGGCCCACUGAAAAGACUCCAACAUUGAGCACUAAUGCAAGCAUCCACCGCCUGGCAACGCGCUCUAAGUCAGACCUCUUUACAAAUAAGAACUCCACUAUAACAGACUGGCUGAGUACCUUCAACCACAGCAUUGAUACGUCUGACAAAGCCUUGAUAUUCCUAUGUAAUAAUGAACUCGCGACUGCGGGUAAGGCUGCAGAAUUGAAGACACUAACACGGGCUCUCGUCCGCCUUGCUAAGGCCCGCACCUCUGACACCAAGCUAAUGCAGACUCUAGUCUCCCUUGCAUGGUACACGGAGCUAAUAGUUCAGGAAGACAGUACAGUCAAGGCGAUGACAAGCAUAUGUGCCCGCCUUGAACAAUAUGAGGGAAAAAUAGAAAAAAUCACCAAAACAGCUACAGAGGCCUGCGAGCAAGCUAAACAAGGAACUGACAACCUAUCCAACCUUGCACAACAACUGGGAGAGGACGUGGUCAACAUUAGGGACACUCACCAGUCCCUCUGCACCAUCUCUGACAACCUCCAUGGCAUGGCCACUGAUGCAGGACAGUCUAUGAGGAAAGUCACUAAGUCCUUCGCUGAAGCACACAAACCGGAGGCCGCCCCACAGCAACCAGCCAAAGCCUCCCGCUGA